Nycticebus coucang (slow loris) is the source of this 6242-nucleotide messenger RNA. It is a transcript of the gene MFHAS1, whose product is annotated as multifunctional ROCO family signaling regulator 1. Gene Ontology annotation, molecular function: protein binding. The record is from RefSeq and is a predicted model, not a curated record. The transcript is spliced from 4 exons. The coding region runs from base 124 to 3276 and encodes 1050 amino acids. NCBI's taxonomy places the organism in Eukaryota, Metazoa, Chordata, Mammalia, Primates, Lorisidae.
CCGGAGGGCUGGUGGGCGGGCAGGCGCGGGAGCGAGUGUGCCCGGGAGCCGGGCGCCGGCCGGGGCGCAGCGCGGCAUGUAGCUGCGGGCUCCCGCGCGAGGGUGUCGGCCCGGGGCCCCGCCAUGGCGGGGAAGGACGGUGGCAACCUGAAGACGGUGAGGCUGUGGCGGGACGCCGCCCUGCGCGCCAGGAAGCUGCGGAGCAACCUGCGCCAGCUCACACUUAGCGCGGCCCGGGGCUGCCCCGGAGCCGGAGUCGACCCCCUCGAGUCCCCCGACUCUCCCCAGCUGGUGCUGCCGGCCAACAUCGGGGACAUUGAGGUGCUGAACCUGGGGAACAACGGCCUGGAGGAGGUGCCCGACGGGCUGGGGUCGGCGCUGGGCAGCCUGCGCGUCCUGGUCCUGCGCAGGAACCGCUUCGCCCGGCUGCCCCCCGCGGUGGCCGAGCUCGGCCACCACCUCACCGAGCUGGACGUGAGUCACAACCGGCUGACCAACCUGGGCUCGGAGGUGGUGAGUGCCCUGAGGGAGCUGCGCAAGCUCAACCUCAGCCACAACCAGCUGCCCGCCUUGCCCACCCAGCUGGGCACCCUGGCCCAGCUGGAGGAGCUGGACGUCAGUUUCAACCGGCUGGCACACCUGCCGGACUCCUUCUCUCGCCUCUCGCGCCUGCGCACCCUCGACGUGGACCACAACCAGCUCACUGCCUUUCCCCGGCAGCUGCUGCAGCUGGCGGCCCUGGAGGAGCUGGAUGUGUCCAGCAACCGGCUGCGGGGCCUACCUGAGGAUAUCAGCGCCCUGUGUGCCCUCAAGAUACUCUGGCUGAGCGGGGCCGAGCUUGGCACACUGCCCUCCGGCUUCUGCGAGCUGGCCAGUUUGGAGAGCCUCAUGCUGGACAACAACGGGCUUCAGGCCCUGCCCUCCCAGUUCAGCCGCCUGCAGCGGCUCAAAAUGCUGAAUCUGUCCUCCAACCUCUUGGAGGAGUUUCCUGCCGCGCUGCUGCCCCUGGCUGGCCUGGAGGAGCUCUACCUUAGUCGCAACCAGCUCACCUCAGUGCCAUCCCUCAUCGCGGGCCUGGGCGGACUUCUCACCCUGUGGCUGGACAACAACCGCAUCCGCUACCUGCCCGACUCCAUCGUGGAGCUGACUGGCUUGGAGGAGCUGGUGCUACAAGGGAACCAGAUCGCAGUUCUGCCUGACAACUUCGGCCAGCUCUCCCGGGUGGGGCUGUGGAAGAUCAAGGACAACCCUCUCAUCCAGCCCCCCUACGAGGUCUGUAUGAAGGGGAUCCCCUACAUUGCAGCCUACCAGAAGGAGCUGGCGCACUCCCAGCCGGCUGUGCAGCCCCGGCUCAAGCUGCUCCUGAUGGGCCACAAGGCUGCGGGGAAGACCUUGCUCCGCCACCGCCUCACGGAGCACAGAGUGGAGGGAAGCCAAGGAGGAGGGGACAAGGACAGGAGCUAUCGACCUUCACCGCCCCCCAUGAGCAAAGGCAUUGAGGUGACCAGCUGGACAGCCGACGCUUCCCGGGGCCUGCGCUUCACAGUGUACGACUUAGCUGGUGAUGAAACUUACGAGGUCAUCCAGCCCUUCUUCCUCUCCCCAGGGGCCCUGUACGUGCUGGUGGUCAACUUGGCCACCUAUGAGCCCUGCCACUUUCCCUCCACAGUGGGCUCCUUCUUGCGUCGCUUGGGGGCGCGGGUGCCCCAUGCCGUGGUGUGCAUCGUGGGUACGCACACAGACCUGUGCCGGGAGCGCGACCUGGAGGAGAAGUGUCUGGACAUUCACCGCCAGAUUGCCCUGCAGGAGAAGCACGAUGCAGAGGGCCUGAGCCGCCUGGCCCAGGUGGUGGACGAGGCGCUGGCCGGGGACUUCGAGCUGCGCUGCACCAGCCCCCACGCGGCCUACUAUGGCGUUUCAGACAAGAACCUUCGGCGGCGCAAGGCCCAUUUUCAAUACCUGCUCAACCACAGGCUGCAGAUCCUCUCCCCUGUGCUGCCUGUUAGCUGCAAGGAUCCCCGCCAGCUGCAGCGCCUUCGGGACAAGCUGCUGUCGGUAGCUGAGCACCGAGAGAUCUUCCCCAACUUGCAUAGGGUCCUGCCUCGAUCCUGGCAGGUGUUGGAGGAACUGCAUUUCCAGCCACCUCAGGCACAGCGACUUUGGCUAAGCUGGUGGGACUCGGCGCGCCUGGGCCUGCAGGCGGGUCUGACCGAGGACCGGCUUCAGAGCGCCCUCUCCUACCUGCACGAGAGCGGCAAGCUGCUCUACUUUGAGGACAGCCCGGCCCUCAAGGAGCACGUCUUCCACAACCUCACCCGCCUCAUUGACAUCCUCAAUGUCUUUUUCCAGAGAGACGGUUCCUUGCUGCUGCAUAAGCUGCUCCUGGGGACCAGUGGGGAGGCAGAGGCCGAGGAGGAAAGGUCGGCCACCGUGGCGCUGCCGGCCCCUGCUCAGGACCUGCUCCGGGCCACCCAGCUCCAUCACUACGUGGAGGGCUUUCUGCUGCAUGGGCUCUUGCCCGCCCAUGUCAUUCGGUUGCUGCUUAAGCCUCACGUCCAGGCCCCGCAGGACUUGCAGCUGCUGCUGGAGCUGCUAGAAAAGAUGGGACUCUGUUACUGCCUCAAUAAACCCAAGGGCAAGCCUUUGAACGGGUCCACGGCCUGGUACAAAUUCCCUUGCUAUGUGCAGAACGAGGUGCCCCACGCAGAGGCCUGGAUUAACGGGACCAACCUGGCGGGGCAGUCAUUUGUGGCUGAGCAGUUGCAGAUUGAAUACAGCUUUCCCUUUACCUUCCCACCUGGAUUGUUUGCCCGCUACAGUGUUCAGAUCAACAGCCACGUGGUGCACAGGUCGGAUGGCAAAUUUCAGAUCUUUGCCUACAGAGGGAAGGUUCCUGUGGUGGUGAGUUACAGACCUGCCAAGGGGGUCCUGCAGCCAGACACCCUGUCCAUUGCCAGCCAUGCUUCCCUACCAAAUAUAUGGACCGCGUGGCAAGCCAUAACGCCUUUGGUGGAGGAACUGAAUGUCCUGCUUCAGGAAUGGCCUGGACUGCACUACACUGUGCAUAUUCUCUGUUCUAAGUGCCUUAAGAGAGGGUCCCCGAAUCCCCACGCUUUCCCAGGGGAGUUGCUGAGUCAGCCCAGACCAGAAGGAGUGGCAGAGAUCAUUUGCCCCAAGAACGGCAGCGAGCGAGUGAACGUUGCCUUGGUUUACCCGCCUACGCCGACUGUGAUCAGCCCCUGUUCCAAGUAUCUUCAUACUUUCUUGGAAAAUUAAGUGGAAAAGAUAACGCAUCUUUUCCUUAUACCAUCAUUUUUACUGUACCCAAACUGUGACUUUAGGAGCACCAAAUUUUAAGGGAAGAACGUUGGUGAAAAGCAUAGAAACCAGUGACUUUGACAGCUGUGGAAUUUCCAUGGAGAGCAAAGAGCAUCCGAACUCACCUGGACUAUCUUUUGUACCCAGGGAGCCCUCUACACCCCAGCGUGUUCUGUGAACUCGAGUGACUAAGCAUUCAGGGUGCUUUCAGAGGUGGGGAGCGGGCAGGCGGGGGCGGGGCGGGCAAGAAAAUGGAGCAAAUGUUUUACAACCUGAACCUCAGAACUGUGAUCCUCCAAGGAGAGUGCUACUUGAAGAAAAGAAACAGACAAAAAGUCGAAUGGCUUCUCAGGGAUUUUGUUUUCCACGCACAUUAUAAGCCAUAGUUUCAGUACAGGUGGCAGUAUUUAGAGCAUUCAGAUUUUAGUUGUGUUAAAUGUGAAAGAGGGAUCAACUGAUGUUCAUUGCUGUUCCGUAACUAGUGUAAAAAAUAUAUAUGUUUAUCUUUAUUUUUAUAAUAUGCAAAUACAUUUAAAUUUAUACAGUUUGGAGCUUCUAGCGUUAGUUAACACUGGGUGCAAUAUUCUGCAUGAGAACUGUGCCAAGAUGGGGCUGAUUUCUUAUUUUAGCAUAAGCCUUUUUUGGUUAUUUUUUUUUUCUUUAUUCUUUUAUCCUUCUCAGAUUAAACAAAAGAAAAUCUAUUAGGAUUAAGUAUUGGUUCGUAGACAUUGCCAAUAAUCAGUAAGACCCUUAAACAUGUAUUUCAGACAGUGUCCCAUUCCAUUUCAAUAAAGGGUCCUGCUUAUAAAUCUCCAGGCACGGCAGGGAUUAUGCCCUUUCCUUCCCCCACAUAUCACUGGUGUUAGGCAGAGAUGGGGCACUCUUAGGGGCGACAGGGGACAGAGAGUCCAUGAAAAAACUUCGUGUUUUAAUAGCUCAACAUAAUCAGGAUUCAGUUUUGAAUCAUGCAAAGAACUCUGCUAAUAAGUACCUCAUUUUCCUAGAACAGUCUGUGAAAUUUAGCAGAGCCCUUUGCAGUCUCUUCACAUCUGGCUGUCGGGCCUUAAGAUAGUGACCUUCCUAAUUGGAGAGCAUCAUCCCACGUUGGUUAUUUAUAAAUACAGAGCCUCUGAUUGGACAGCCUGCUGCCGAGAACUUGUAAAACCCUUGCUUUAAAAUCUCCAUGAAGUCAAACUUUAAGCAAAUGAAAAAAAAAAUUGCUCUCUUUUCUACCCCUAACGGGGCCAGACUGCGUGUGCUGCCAUAGGGACAAUAGAGAGGACUCUCUUGACAUCUGCCUCCUCCAGGUGUUGAUUGGAAAAUGUGUAAAGCUAACUGAUUCUCUCCAGGGUCACACAAGAAAAGCGAGUCAGCUGGGGUUACUCUUCUACCUCUUUGAUAAAGUAUUGACUCUUGGUAGGCCACAGUAGGCAACGCCGCAACAGAUUUUUUUUUUUUUUUUUUUUAACAGAAAUAACAGGCAAGCACCUACCUUGGGAGAGAUCAUGAGUUGCUCUCUGGAGGGCAUUUCGUGCCCCAGGAGGUGACUUCCCUGACCCCAGAGCCUAUAAUUCAACAAGUAGGAUUUCUUCCGAUCAUAAAACUGAAUGGGAGCAGACUAUUUUUGCAUUUUCUUUUUCUUUUUUUUUUUUUUUUUUGAGACAGAGCCUCAAGCUGUCCCCCUGGGUAGAGUGCUGUGGCCUCACACAGCUCAGAGCAACCUCCAACUCCUGGGCUCAAGCGAUUCUCCUGCCUCCGCCUCCCAAGUAACGCCGGCUAUUUUUUGGUUACAGCCAUCAUUGUUGUCGGGCGGGCCAGAGCAUUUUCAAGUACUUGAAGGGGACAGCUCAAGUUGGAGAUUUUGUUUUCUUUAGAACACAGUCCCGAGAUGAAUCUGGUUAAUCCCUUUGUCACAGUUCUCUUAGGUAGGUGUGCGAGAGUGUGUGUGUGCCCACGCAUGUAUAAGUGUAAAACUGAAUGGUGACAUUUAAUUGCUUUUUGGACCAUUGAAUUGUUGGGCAAUGAGAGUUUUUUACAUUGGCCCAAGACAGUUUCUAGACUGUCAUAUUAACCAACUUCAACCAGUCUUGAGAACGAGACUCUUUAAGUGUGUGACUUGUGGGCUACCUCCCCAAGGGACCAUAUUAAAUGAAAAAAAAAAAGCAAAAAAACCAGGCUCCUUUGGGUGACCUACCCUGCACAGUGUUUGCUAUUAAUCAUGAGCAUCAAUACCCACAUUCUUAAUAUCUAAUAUUAUUUGACAAGUGAUGUUUCGUGCUGUCAUCUGAACCCUAGAGAAGCAGCGGAAGAAGAAACCUUGGUGUCACGUGUGUUUUAGCAAAAGGGUCCACAUGGUAGAGAGUCAAGUGACCGAAAGAAGCUCCGGAGAAGCUUGAGAACUUGCUUCAGGUGGGGGGAGGGUUGGAGACACAGAAAACAUUUUGCUCUACAAGGAAUUUUCAGCGCCUGUGCAGGAAAUUCCAUUUUCUCUUUCAACACCUGGGAAGACUCAGCAACCAGCCAAGACUGACAAGUAGUUCACUAAGCACAAGAGGAAUGUUUUUUCCAACCAAGGAGUCCCUUACCUCUCAACGAAAUGCCCUUCGUGUUUGUUAUGGCUUCUAUUCCUGCAACUGGUGGUAUCAGAACCACUUCCUGGAAUUGUAAAAGCAUUGCCAGAAUAAAUGGUCUCCCCCUUCUAAGAAAAAAAAAAUAAUGACAGUGCUCAUAUUUGACACUUGUGCAUUAAUUAGACUCCCUUUUGAAUGAAUAAAAAGGAAAGGGUUUGGUGUAAUUCCUGAUGGGGUGUGUGUUGUUUUUCAUGCCACAGUUUGUGGAUUGUAAUUGUGGUUUCUCAUUUCAUUGUCAUAACUGGGCCGAAAUUUUAAAAAAUAAAAUUCAAUAAAAAUAUAAAGAAAUGGUUA